UUUAGCUUCACACUCCCAGCUAUGGCGAUCUUUCUACGACGUGGAUUCUCAAUCCGACACGCGCUUCUCCGACGAAGCUCAGCUCUCUACGGCUGUGAUCUCUUCAGCUCCGAAACGACGCCGCAGAGGAUUAUUCUCUCUCCUACUCCGGCCCUUGAGUUCGUGCGAGAAAGUCGCAGAGGGUUCGCGAAAGGCCGUAAUAAAUCAAGAGAUGAUUCUUCUGGAAGCACAAUUGAGGUUUUGCCGGAUAUGGGGCCCACCAUCAAGGCCAAUGCGAGUGCUCAUAUGGAGGCUUCAAUUGGUGCAUUGUUGGGAGAGCUGAGCAAAUUAAGAACGGGGAGAGCAUCUCCAGGAAUGCUGGACCACAUUAUUGUGGAAACCGGUGGUUUGAAGCUGCCGUUGAGUCAGAUAGCGGUUGUUUCUGUCAUGGAUUCGAAGACGCUGUCCAUCAAUCCAUUUGAUUCAAAUGCCUUGAGCAAUAUAGAGACUGCCAUCAUUGAUUCUCCCUUGGGUUUGAAUCCUAAGACCGAUGGGGAGCGAUUGAUUGCAGCUAUUCCCCCAUUGACCAAAGAGCAUGUUCAGGCUAUUUGUAAAUUGGUUAACAAGUCUUGUGAAGAUAGCCGAUUAAGCAUAAGAAGAGGACGCCAAAAGGCAAUGGAUGCAGUUAAAAAGUUAUAUUCAAACUACCCCAAGGACGACUUAAAAAGAUUGGAGAAAGAGGUUGAGGAGCUGACUAAAAAAUAUAUCAAGAAAGCAGAGGACUUGUGCAAAGCAAAGGAGAAGGAGAUUGCUGGAGGUUGUUAAAGGUUAUCCUAUUAAUCUUGAUUCCUGGGAGAACCCCCUCCCCUUUUGAAGGAGCUAUACCUGAAAUCGUUUUUGGAGAAGA
Messenger RNA from Argentina anserina (silverweed cinquefoil), 886 nucleotides. RefSeq lists its product as uncharacterized. The transcript has 8 exons. The record is from RefSeq and is a predicted model, not a curated record. Gene Ontology annotation, cellular component: mitochondrion. Gene Ontology annotation, biological process: translation. Gene Ontology annotation, molecular function: ribosomal large subunit binding. NCBI's taxonomy places the organism in Eukaryota, Viridiplantae, Streptophyta, Magnoliopsida, Rosales, Rosaceae. The coding region runs from base 22 to 804 and encodes 260 amino acids.